GCGACCCGGCUGAGCGCAGCGCCAGGAAGCGGCCGGCCGGCUCCGGGCACGGCGGACCCGGUAGCCACCGUCCUCCCACCUCGGGGGCUGGGCGGGCGGCGGCGGCUCCGCCCCGCUGCGGGGGCCGCCCGCGCCGGCAGAGGCGGCUCCCUUCGCCCCUGUGACGCCGGCGGCGCUGGAACACCUGGAGGCGCGGCGGUGGCGCCUCCGGCUCGGCCCUCCCCUCCGCUCCGUUCCGCCGGGGGCAAGUGUCUGAAAGAAACAAGAAACAUGGAAGGUCAUAAGUACAAUUAUCCAAGGGAAUUUUAUGACCAAUAUGCUCAAAGCCAAGAAAAAUCUGUGGUCAAUAAAAUGCAACAGAAAUACUGGAAAACAAAACAAACCCUUAUAAAAGUUACAGGAAAAAAGGAAGAUGAACAUGUUGUGGCUUCAGAUGCAGAUUUGGAUGCAAAACUGGAGCUGUUCCAUUCUAUUCAGAGAACAUGUAUGGAGUUGCUGAAAGCAAUUGAACUGUAUCAAAAAAGGAUUUGUUUUCUGUCUCAGGAAGAAAAUGAAUUGGGGAAAUUUCUGCGAUCACAGGGUUCUCAGGAUAAAACGAGAGCAGGAAAAAUGAUGCAAGCCACAGGAAAGGCCCUCUGCUUUUCUUCUCAGCAAAGAUUAGCACUGCGUACUCCUUUGAGUAGAUUAUAUCAAGAAGUGGAGACUUUCAGAUAUAGAGCCAUCUCAGACACAUGGCUGACAGUAAACCGAAUGGAACAGUAUCGGACUGAAUACAGAGGAGCUCUACUUUGGAUGAAAGAUGUGUCUCAGGAGCUGGAUCCAGAUCUUUAUAAGCAGAUGGAAAAGUUCAGGAAGGGGUCGGAGAAUUGCUCACAUCUGCUGACUGUCAGUGGUUAUGAGGUUCAAGCUCAAGUGCGACAUGCAAAACUCAACUUUGACAAACUGAAGACUGACGUCUGUCAAAAAGUGGAUCUUUUGGGAGCAAGCAGAUGCAACCUCCUUUCUCAUGUGUUAACAACAUAUCAGACAACACUUCUUCAUUUUUGGGAAAAAACUUCACACACAAUGGCAGCCAUCCAUGAAAGUUUCAAAGGUUAUCAGCCAUAUGAAUUCACUAUGUUAAAGAGCUUACAAGAUCCUGUGAAUAAACUAACAGAAAAAGCAGAAAAGGAGGACCUGCAGAUUGAGAGCACCAAAUCGGUACAAGAUCAGCAGAGUCAGUUGAUUUCAUUAGAUGAGGAGAGCCAUACCAAGGAAUCAAACUAUUCAGCUGACGAUUGCAAGGAUGUCAUACCCACGUUACAAGGAAAUUGUAACCACAAGCAGAACUCAGGUGCCAUAGAUGACUUGUUAGACCUGCAACCUGAAGAAAAUGCUUCAAAGGAUCAGUUUGUGAGGUCCUUGGAGUCAGAAACUGGUGAUAAGGAUGACAUGGUAUUACUGAAUGAGAUCCUCAACGCUUCCUCCCUGGAUGAGGGGGAAUUCAGCAAAGAGUGGACAGCUGUUUUUGGACAGGUUGCACUUGCUGAUCUCACCAUGAACUCUUCAGCUGGGGAUGUGGAGAACACUUCAUCAUCUGUGGCACCAACACCAUCAGGCUUCUUGCCCUCACAGCUCUUAGACCAAAACAUGAAUGACUUGCAGUCAUCUUUACAUGGAUGGGCAACUAACAGUGUGAGCCCACCGUCUAUACCACAGCCAGCACAGAAACCAAACAGCCUGAAUGUGAAUGCUAACAAGACGCCCGUGAAAGAACCUACAAAGAAUCCUAAAGACUUGACUGCCUGGUUCAGUCUCUUUGCUGACCUUGACCCAUUAUCCAAUCCUGAUGCUGUUGGGAAAACCGAUAAAGAACAUGAAUUGCUUAAUGCAUGAGUCAGCUGCCUAUGGUAACUCACAUUCUUCCAUUCAUCAACACUAUUUUGGGGUUUAAAAAAACUAAAUGAAAGUUAGUAUGCUGUUGUGAAACUAUAAAGUAUGUGCCAUGAUAAUAAAACUAAAGGGAAUGAAUCCCCUUUUAUAUAGGUACAGUUAUUUGCUCUUGUUUUGUAUAAAGAGUUCGCAUUUAUUUUCUACGUGGAUUUACAAAAAUGAGGUUAAGAAUUAGGGCAGAUUUCUUGCCAAAUUAGAGUAUCUGCUGAAACACUGUCUUUGCCUGAGGUGAUGCGGAGCUAACACUGGAGUGAAAUACAAAUUGCAGACCUAUUUUUUUAUAAUGUUUCUUGAGUAAAUUAUAAUAAAAUAUCAUGUAACUGAGGCGGCUGCAUGAGUCAAACAUCUAUCAUGUAUAUAAUAUAUAUAUUACUGCUACGUUAAGAUGUCAACUAAAUUUGUUUUGUUGGUACUCACAGUGAAAAAUCUGUGCUGGGGCUAAUUACUGAAGAAAUACAUUUGGUUCUGUGCAGCCAUGGAAAUUGUGCCCUUUCUGUUUUAACUUAUUAGACAAACUGCACUACAUAAACAGAAGUCAUGCCCAGCAGGCUUCUCUUCUGAGGUUUUUCUCCAUUGCACCAACACAAUUUGCACCUGUUUGCAUAAGUUUCUUGCAACUGAUGCGUUAUCAUGCCUUCAAAAUAUUCAUACUUCUGUUCGGAGUAUUUUUCAUCCAAGUUAUUUCUGAAGCAUGUGUUAUUUUGCGCUUGUUGUGACAUUAACUCUUUAAUAAAAUGAUUUUGACAAAAAAGA
This is a messenger RNA of Phalacrocorax carbo (great cormorant), 2685 nucleotides long. The record is from RefSeq and is a predicted model, not a curated record. NCBI's taxonomy places the organism in Eukaryota, Metazoa, Chordata, Aves, Suliformes, Phalacrocoracidae.